UUCAUAUCUAGCAAUCAGCUAAAACACUUUAUCCCUCAGCAGAAAAUCAUGCCAAGGAAUUAAAUCCUGCUCGGAUCCUCUUGUUUCCAUGUCACCUUGAAGCCUUUUUACAUCUUGCUGUGUCUCUUGAGGGUUUAGAAACGUCUUAAGAGUAUCAUCACAUGCUGUAUAAAUAACUAAUAUAUAAGCUGGAGUUUCUUAAGCCUCUGCGGAACAAAAGCUUGGAAACACAUCAAAAUUGACUGCAGUCUGCUUUCUUUUUUCUUUCCCAUCUUACCUCUCUAAAGGCCACAGUGUCACUCGGAUGGGGCAGCUGUAAGCAUCCUUAAAGGAAACUUCAUUUACUGGUAUUUUCAGCUGCUGGCUGAUUGUGCUGGAGGCGGUUGACUGAAAUAGCAGCGUGCUGCCUCCAAAAGCAGGCAAAACGUCUACAGAAGACACAGAAAUAAACAGCGAGGAUGUCCGUGAUCAGUGUCCUGCCAUUCCUCAAACCAAUUCACUUCAGAGCUCCGCGGAACUCUCCUGGGCGCCAGCGUCGACAUACGCUUCCUGCCAGUGAGUUUCGAUGCCUCACACCUGAAGAUGCUGUUAGCGUGUUUGAAAUAGAAAGAGAAGCAUUUAUUUCCGUAUCCGGAGACUGCCCCCUCCACCUAAAUGAGAUUCGUCACUUUCUGAACCUAUGUCCGGAGCUCUCACUUGGUUGGUUUGAAGAAGGGCGACUAGUGGCUUUCAUUAUUGGUUCUCUCUGGGAUCAGGAAAGACUCAGCCAGGAUGCUUUAACUCUACAUGAGCCCCACGGCUCCACAGUCCACAUCCACGUUUUGGCAGUGCAUCGCACUUUCCGCCAACAAGGCAAAGGCUCCAUCUUGAUGUGGCGCUACCUACAGUACUUGUCCUGCCUGCCGUAUGUCCGCCGAGCUACACUGAUGUGCGAAGACUUCCUCAUCCCUUUCUAUGCUAAAUGCGGUUUCAAAGUGCUAGGCCCUUGUGUGGUCACCGUAGGCUCGCUGAACUUUAUUGAAAUGCAAUAUGCCAUUCAUGGCCAGGCAUUAAUGCGCAGGAAUAGUGGCUGCUGAGCUCAUGCCUCAUUUUUCCCCCUACUUUCCAGCUUGUGUUGCUAG
Heteronotia binoei (common prickly gecko) is the source of this 1121-nucleotide messenger RNA. RefSeq names its product aralkylamine N-acetyltransferase (gene AANAT). Gene Ontology annotation, molecular function: aralkylamine N-acetyltransferase activity. Lineage: Eukaryota; Metazoa; Chordata; Lepidosauria; Squamata; Gekkonidae. The transcript has 4 exons. Gene Ontology annotation, cellular component: cytoplasm. Gene Ontology annotation, biological process: circadian rhythm; response to light stimulus; melatonin biosynthetic process. Bases 459 to 1076 code for a protein of 205 amino acids. The record is from RefSeq and is a predicted model, not a curated record.